Molecule: messenger RNA, 621 nt
Organism: Cutaneotrichosporon cavernicola
Lineage: Eukaryota; Fungi; Basidiomycota; Tremellomycetes; Trichosporonales; Trichosporonaceae
Exons: 1
Coding region: 1-621 (206 amino acids)
Source: RefSeq, a predicted model, not a curated record
AUGUUCUCGCUCUACUCCUGGCUCUUCCCGACCCCGCCCACGCCGCUCGAGAUCGACGCGUACCCGCACAUCGUUGAUGGCAUCGUCGAAGCGGCGGACCUCUCCUCCCUUCUGGCCCUCCGCCAGACCUGCCGAGGAAUGAAGGCCCUCGUCGACGCGCGUUUCGCGCACAUCGUUGCCGGACCUGAUGGAUCUCUCCGCGCCGUUCCGCGCCGCCCCUCCCCAUCGGCAGAGGAGCAGUUCGAGGGCGUUGACAUCGCGCCCAUGGUCGACGCGUGGUGCCGCUCCGUCGCGGGUGGAAGAAGUUGGUUCCGCCCCCGCACAGUCAAGCCGUUCAUCUUCUGCACGGCGCGCCAAAUCGACCGCUACCACUGCCCUGGGCAGGCUAUGCCCGGCGCAUCCCCUCCUACUCCGUGCUCUGGUGAAGGCGAGGAUGGGUGUCCUUGCUCAUGUGCGCCUGUCCGUGGUCUCGUCCACUUUGACCGCCUCGAAGCCAUACGCGAGUGGCGGUGUCCCGAGGAGGAGGCCGAGGGGGUGCGUACACCCAUCGGAACCCGGUGGAACCUCGACAAACACCUCUCGAGUCUGUACGCGCUGCGUCCGAGCGUCACGGCUGCGUAA